Messenger RNA from Aphidius gifuensis, 8706 nucleotides. RefSeq lists its product as uncharacterized. The coding region runs from base 226 to 4908 and encodes 1560 amino acids. Gene Ontology annotation, biological process: activation of GTPase activity; regulation of small GTPase mediated signal transduction. The transcript is spliced from 21 exons. The record is from RefSeq and is a predicted model, not a curated record. Gene Ontology annotation, cellular component: cytoplasm. Lineage: Eukaryota; Metazoa; Arthropoda; Insecta; Hymenoptera; Braconidae. Gene Ontology annotation, molecular function: GTPase activator activity; protein binding.
GUUGACGUUCGGUGGCUCUUGGGCAUUCACGAGUUUGUCAGAUUGGCCUCAGGAACGACAGUCCUGCUGCACCAUCAAUACAGGCCACGUAAACAGGUACAACCUGUAUGUAGUGGGGUCAUUGAUGGUGAGUGACAGGUGAAGAAGAAAUAUAAGAGUGAAGGAAGAGAGAGAAAAAGAGAGAUAACAUUGACAACAACAGGGUGAAGGAGACACGAUCGAUCGAUGUCAUCUUCUUUCGAUUCCGGCAUACUGAUGAGCGAGGGUGGCUACGCGACUUGCUCCCUGGAUGUAGAUUCCCCGACGCGAGUAUUUCCAGGUCGGCCGGGCCAUUGCCAUGCGAUGUCGUUGCAGAGCCCCAGACUUCGACACUACAGGACCAUGACAGCAAUUUGUUUUGUAUGCAACCUGCCGAUCCUUAGCCACCAGGUCGGACUUGUAUGGCAAGGUGGCAAUGGCUGGGAUGAUCUUGUUCGUGAACAAGUUGAAGAAUCAACUCUUAAACAGCGACUCGGUACUGGAAGACGUGAUUCAGCUGCUCAAAUUGGUGCAUCAAUAUCACCACCAAAUGAAAUACAAGAGCCACUACCACCGACAAAUCAACGUAGACGUAGAUCAAGUUUAGCUGAUAUAUUACGUGAUUGGGGUAGUGGUGGUGGUUCAAAUAAAAAUAAAAAUUUAAGUAAAUUAUGUCGUAGAGAAACACUUGCUGAUAUUGCUAAAUCAUUACCAUGGUCAAGACAACAAACAACAACAGCAACAUCAACACCAACAACAGAAAUAAAUAGUACAACAACAACAACAAAUAAUAAUUCACGUAAAAGACGUGAAAGUUCAAUUGACAGUGGUAUUAAAAGUCAAGUAUCAAAUAAAUCAAGACGUGAUUCAACAAUAAGUGAAUUUAAAAAUGAUUUUGCCAAGUUAUGGAAUAAACGUGAUACAUCAUCAUCACAACCGCCAUUACCACCAACAAUAAUAUCACCAUCACCAAGACGUGGUUCUGGUGAAAGUAUUAGAACAUCAAGAAGAGGAUCUGGUGAAAGUUCAAGAUCAACAAGACGUGAUUCAAUUGUUGGUAAUCAAAAUGAACGUAAACAUCAAUGUCGUUAUCAUCGACGUAAACAAUCACAACAAUCACAAAUAUCUGUUGAUGUUGGAUCAAUAACACCAACUAAAUAUUAUAGAAAUGAUCAAAGACCAAGUGCCUCAAGUACAGAUAGUUCAACAUCAGCAGCAAUGAGAGAUCAUUUGGAAGCACAAAGAAAUACAAAUGAAAUGCGGGAAUCAAAAAAUCAAUUAACACCAGAUUUAAAAAUUGAAACAAAAUCAAUGGCUACUGAAACAACGAAAAAUUAUUUAUCACUUGAAUCAAGUGGUAAUACACCAACAAUAAUAACAUCAUCAGUAACACCACCAGCAGUAUCACCAAUAACAUCAAAUAAUUUACCAUUACCUGGUACAUCAACAUCGGGAAGUUCAAGUCCAGUUGGUACACCAAAUGUUAAUAAUACACCGACACAUCCACUUUUAACAACAAGAAGAGAUUCAACAACACAAUGUUAUUAUGGAAAAGGAAAAGAUACAUCACCAAAUAAAUUAUCAAGACUGAUUAGACAAGCAGCAACAAUUGAUGAAUCAUUAUCACCAGGUGGUAGAAGAGGUAGCCAACCAACAUUAUCACCAGAUCCAGAUGACGGAGGUAGAAAAGCAAGAAGAGAUUCUCUAAGCCCUGACUCAGCAUCAUAUCCAAGAAGACGAGAUUCUAAAAGUCAUUUAAGUCCAGAUAGAAAUAAUGAAAAAAGAGAUAUUAGUCCAAUUAGACAAAGAAGACAAUCAAGAUUAAGAAGACAGUCAACAUCACUUGCUGGUCGAGCAGCAAGAUCACCAGAUAGUUCAACAUGUUCAUCUAGAGAACCAAGUCCAUGUGCACGUGGACCAGGAAGUAUACAAAAUGCUCCAGUUAUUAGAAGACAAUCAACAACUGAAGAAAUAUUAAUUGCACGUGGUUUUAGAAGACAAAGUACAACUGAAGAAAUGAUACGUUGUAGAAAUUUUAGGCGACAAAGUUCACAAAGUGAUGAUACAGUCCAGAGGUAUCGAGGUCGACGUGACAGUUCAGCUCAAAUAACAGAUGGUACAUUUGCAACAAUGACUGUAGAAACAUCAAGUACAUUUUUCGAUAGCAGUACACAAACUGAACCGUCACCGCCCUACGACAACAAUCACUAUCACGAGGAGUGUCUGAAAUGUAACAGCUGUGGCCUCAAUCUCACUGGACCCAAUCAAAAGAGGGCGAGACGGUUCAAGAAUCAAAUACUUUGUGAUCUGCAUUUUGCAGACGUUGCGCUAAUGGAGUGUUCAGAUUUUAUGCAACAAUUGCGCAGUUUUAAACCACAAAGUUUAGGCUGCGCAGUUGCUAGAAGAAAAUCAUCAACAACACUUAUAUUUCCAUUACCACCUCAAGCAUGUUCAGAUGAAUUUUGCCAAGAAUAUCCACAUAAUUUAAUAUCAACACCAGGUUAUUGGAUUGAAUGUUCAAGACAACAAAUAACAACAGAUACAAUAUGGGGUGAAAGUGAAAGUGAUCGUGAUGGUACUGAUCCAGAACAAACAGAUGAACAAGAUAUAUGUAUUAUAAAACAACACAAUGAUUUUUGUUUAUUUGAAGAAAAUGAAAUUGAUGAUGAUGAUGUUGUUAAAAAAAAAACAGUUAUUGAAGAACAAUGGGAAAAAAAUCAAGGCUUUGAAUUGACAUCUGUUGAACAAGAAACAUAUGAAAAAUAUUUUUAUGGCUCUGAACAUUGGAAUUAUUUUACAAAUGAUGAAGAUUUAGGUCCAGUUAUAUUGAGUAUCAAACAAGAAACAAUCAAUGGAAGAGAUCAAUUUAGAAUUCUUGUUAGGGCUAUCAGUUAUACAGUACAUGGACUCAUACCAGCAAGUUGUGUUUUUGCUGAUCGAUAUAAUCGUGAAGAAGUUGUUAAAAGUCUUGGAAAAGAAGUCAACAUAAAUCCACCUUUAUGUCUUGGUCAACUUCCUGAUACACCAGAAGAAUUAUUAAAGUUAGAUCAAGUAUUUAUAAAAUCUGAAUUAAAAGUUGGUGUUAUUUAUGUACAAGAAGGUCAAUACAGUGAAGAAGAAAUUCUUGAUAAUAAUGAUGGUACAUUGUUGUUUGAAGAAUUUUUACAAAUACUUGGUGAUAAAGUUAGAUUAAAAGGUUUUGACAAAUACAAAGGUGGCCUCGAUACCGUCCAUGACCUAACUGGUCUCUAUUCCGUCUAUACAAAUUGGCGUGGCAUUGAGAUUAUGUUUCAUGUAUCUACACUUUUGCCUUAUGAAAAACAUGAUCCACAAAAGCUACAAAGAAAAAGACACAUUGGCAAUGAUAUUGUUUGUGUUGUUUUUUUGGAAGCAGAUAAUACAAGUUUUAGUCCAGCAUGUAUUAAAUCACAUUUUCUUCAUACAUUUAUACUUGUACGUGUUAGUCCAAGAAUUAAAAGAAAAAUAACGCGAUAUGAAGUAUCAGUUGUAACAAGAGAUGAAGUUGGUGCAUAUAAACCAUAUCUUUGGGAACAAAGUGUUUUUGAAAAAGGAGCAAUGUUUCGUGAAUGGAUGUUGACAAAAAUAGUUAAUGGUGAACGUGCAAGUUAUUCAGCACCAAAAUUUGCAAGAAUGCAAGAAAGAACACGAAGUCAAAUGUUAGAAGAUAUUGCAUAUGAUACCAUCAGCAAGAUCAUGCAAGAAAUUAACACUAUUUAUAUAUAUCGUGUUAGAUUUAUUGGUGUAAGAGCUAUACUUGGUGUUAGAAGUAGAGUUUUUCAAGAAAUGCUUUAUGGAAUUCAAACGGGUUUUGGAAGUCCACAAGUACCAGUUGCUGAAUUACUUUCAAGACCAGCACCAACAUUAAUGAGUCCACAAAAACCAAAAAGUUCAAAUUUUUUACAAGUUCCUGAUAUUGAAAGUCCAAGGCCCAAAAGUGUGCCAUCAUCACCAAUGGUUAAACGAGCAUUUUCAAGACUUGGUACAAUAACUGCUGGUUGGGGUAGAAGUAUACGUAAACAUGGUAGUAAUACACUUCAAAUUGAAGAUAGAAAAAGAUGGUCAAGUUCACAAGAUUGUAGUAAUAAAGAUUCAAAAGAAAAAGAUAAAGGAGCAAGUUCAUUAGCUGUUCCAAGGCUAAGUGUUUGUGCUGAUGCACAAAAAGUUGAUAGAGCAAAAUUAGCACAAACAGAGUUUGACAUAAUUGAAUUUGAUCCAGAAACAUUUGGUGUAUUAUUGGAUUAUUUACAUACUGGUUCAUGUCCAUUAACAUGUAGUAAUAUACCUGGUUUAAUAUGUGCUGCUGAACAUUAUGAUUUACCAGAUUUAUUACAAGCAUGUUUUCAUCAUGCAAAACAAUUUUUAAGAAUUGAAAUUGUAUGUAUUAUGUUGUGUUCACUUGAAAAUUAUUAUUGGCGUUAUACAUCAGCAUCAGAACUUGUUAAUAUGAUAUUAGCAUUUGUUGAAACACGUGCAUAUCAAUUAUUUCAAAGUCCACAUUUUUUAACAUUAAGUGAAUCAAUGGUACAAACAAUUAUGUGUCGUGGUUUAGAAGUUGUUGAAAUUAAAAAAUUUGAAGCAAUGUUAAAUUGGGCAAGGCAUAAAAUUAAAAAUAAAAAUUCAAAUAAAAUUGAUGCUAAACAUGAAUUUAAAUGUAUCAUGGAAAGAUUAAGUAAAGAUUUAAAAUUAUAUCGUAUAACACCACAAGAAUUAAUAAGAAUUGUUUUACCAUCAAAAGCAAUUAAAAAUGAACGUAUACUUGAGACCCUUGUGUUUCAAGCAAAUUCAGGAAUUUAUCGUAAUGUCGAUACGUAUCUUGAAGAUUAUCAAAAAAGAGUUCAAAAUCAAGACAGUUUUGAUUGUGGUUUGUAAAUUAUUUUUAAAGAAAAAACCAACAUAUCUAUCAGGAAUUUAAAAAAUAAAUAAAAAAUAAUACACAAAGUGUUUGCUUGGAUAUCUAAUGAAUAUAAAUUAAUUUAAAAAGAAAAUAAAAAAUAAAAAUGUAUGAGCAAUGAUAUUGAUGCCACUGAGAGAGAGAGUUAUAGAUAAACUCGAUAUUCACAAGGAUAUAAUACGUAAAUUAUAAUGAUGAUGAAGCAUAGUGAAUAGUGAUAUCUAGGCCUUGGUUUUAUGCAAGCUAGAUGAUCAUGUUGAUAAUAUAUGACGUUGUUUAAAUACCACUCACUGACCGACCGACUCAGCAUACUCAAAAGCAAUUUGAUAUUGCUUGUGUACUAAACACACACACAAUAACUUUUUUUUUUUUUUUUUUUUAUAGACAAAAUAAAUAUUUACAUACGUGAUCUAAAUUUUCAUCAUACAAGUAUACGCUUUAUCGAUAUAAUUUCAUUUGCAAAAAAUAUAAUUUUAAUAAUAAAAAAAUAAAUAUGAAAAAAAAAAAAAAAUAUACAAAAUAUAUAGAUAAAUAAAUUUUAAAAAGAAAUGAAUUUUUAAAUAAUUAAAUUAUAAUUUUGUCGUAAUUUUAAUUAAUGUGUAUAUCUUUAUGUGAAAAAGAAACAAUAUGUUUAAAAUUUUUAAAAAUGUGGAGAGUAAUAUUACCUCAUGGCGUAAAUAAGAUAAAAUUUAUUUAAAAACAAAAAAAAAAAAAAAAAUAUAUGUAUAUUGAAAUAGUGGCCUGUUUUUUGAAGCAUUGAGACCUGAAAAAUUGUUAGCUAUGUAUCUGAAUUAUUUAUCUAAGUGUUUAACUUACAAAUAGUAAAAUAAAAAAUAAAAAUAUUUAUUUUCAUUGCUUAAUAAUGGCCCUGUUUUAAAAUAACAAUACAUUAUUAUAAAUGUAUAUACGUGUAAACAAUGUAAAUGUCAUAAUCUUAAAGAAAAAAAAAAUUAAAAAAUAGCUUUGCAAUUAAUGGCCAAAUGAAUUAAUUAUGAAAAACAAAAACGGCUGAAAAUUUCCGACAAUGACAAUCUUGUAAUAUAAUAAAGAAAAUAAAAAAAUAUAUAGUUCUUAAUAAAGUCAAACAAACAAAAGAUUAAAAAAAAUAUUAAUUUUAAGUAAAAAAAAAUGAUAUAUUAAUGAUAAAUCGAAAUGAGUAAUAUUAAGAAAAUAUUGAAAAAUAAAAUAAUAAUUUUAAUAAACAACUGAUAUGUGAAAAAAAAAAAAAAAAAAUUAGAAAAUAAAAUAAUUUAUUGAUGCCAAUAAGUUGAUAUUAAAUGUGAGAGAAAUGAUAAAUGUUUUAAGCCUGUUUUUUCUUAUUAUAGAUUUUGUAUCUCUAAUACUCUCAGGCAGAGAUUAAAAAAAUUAAAAAAUAAAUAUAUAAAAAUUGUUGCAAAUUAGCAAAAUAAAAAAAAAAUAUAAAAAAAUUAUAGUAAUUAAAAUUAUUAUUUAUUUAUUUAUCAAUUUUUGUUUGUUACCAGUAUACUCAUGUAAAAUUGAAAUGUCUGUAUGAACAUUUCUAAAAAUAAAAUAAUUUUUUUUUACUCAAGUCGUGGUAGAGAAAAAAUAAGAAUAUAAAAGACAAAAAAAAAACGAGAAAAACCUUACUAGUUAAAUUGAAAAAAAAAUAUAUAUAUUAAUUAUGAUAAUGGGAAUGAAUAUAAACCCGAUUUAAAAAUUUGCAUCAAUUGCAAUAAUAAGAUUUCAAAAAGUUCGAUGUCCCCUUGUACAUUUCCCAAUAAGUCCACAAAGACUGUGUCAAAAAAAAUAAAUAUAUAUAAAAAAUUAAAAUCAAAUUAUGUCAGUUAAGUAAUUGAAAAGAAAAAGAAAACAUAUUCGCAUAUCGAAAAAUUAAAUACCAUCGUCAAACUUGAGCACAAAAUCAUAUCUAAAAAAUAAAUAAAAAAAACAAAAUUGACUAUGCAAAAGAAUUCGAUUUUUUAUUGGAUAAUAAAUAAACUUAAAAAUUAAAAUAAAAAGAAAAUGAUUUUAUGAUAUAUAUAUUUAAAAAUAAAAAGGAAGACAGUAAAAAUAAUAUUUUCAGUAAAAAAAUAUCCCGAGGAAAUUAUUGUUGUUAAAAUGAACAAAAAAUAAAAUAAAUAAAUAUAAUAAAAAUAUGUACAGAGAUGAUAAUGAAUAUUUAAUUUUCGUUGUUAAUUUAAAAUGGAAAUUUCCAGAACUGUUGAGUACUUAUUGUUCAGGCAAGGCUGGAUGAAAGUAGAUUUUCAAAUUUCAAUCCAACAUGGAUAUACUUUGUAAACGAAAAAUAAAUAAUAUAACUUGUAAUAAAAAAUUUUAAAAAAAUGCCAAUCGAUUGACUAAACAAUAAAAAAAAAAAAAAGAAAUAAUCUUUUUAAAAUUGAUGCUUCCACAAUAGCACAAAUUUAUAACUCAAAAAAAAAUCGUAAUCAUCAAAUAAAUAUCGACAUUUAGCACCUGUAUUGGUACUCAUACAUGACAUUGAAUAAAAAUUUUCAAAAAAAAAAAAAAACUUUACAAAGUCUUGGCAGACAAGUCCAGGCACCGUUCGAUAUCAAUAUACAUUUUAUUCAAAUUGAAAAACAAACCAGAAAUUCAUUUUAUUUGUUAAAAAAAUUUUCGAAAAAAAAAAAAAAAUAUAAAAAAUUUAUAAAAAUUAAAACAAAAAAAAAAUAAUUUAAUCAUAAAAAAAAAUAUUAUCGUGUCCAGCCAUUGCCGACUAAAUUGUUCACCCCAUAAAUGUGUUAAAAAAAUAAAGUAAUGUAUCAAUUUGCAGUUGUAAUUAUUUUCGACUGUCAAAUUAAUAUCUUAUUUUAUAAAUUCAUCAAAGAAAAAAUAAAAUAUAUAUAUACAUAUAAUUCAUAAUAUAACGAGAAUUUAAUUGAGUUAAUUUUAAGUCAAAAAUAAUUGGGUAAAAAUAGAGAAAACUUGGUCAUUGAAUGAUGACGUCCAAGUCAGAGCCAAAUAAUUUUGUGGAGGAGGCAACACGAGGGACAAUAUAUUUUUUUUCCACGGACAAAUUUCAUGAAAUUAUAUUCUAAUAUUUAUUCACCACCUGGAUAUCAUUAUUUCAAACGUCUAGAAUUUAUUUUUAAUUAUUUUUAUUACUCUGUUACGUUUAUGAAUUGCUUUGACCUCUAAAAAAAAAUUAUAUUUUUACAUAGUGCUCUUAGAUAUUUUGCUGUUGAUGACGAGUGUCUUGAUUAAUCUUCAAGGAUGUAUCAUUAAUUGAACAACGAAAAAUAAUUUGGGUAGUGCCGCUAACAACGGUAUUAUUAACACGAAAAAAUUAAUAAAAUCUCAGACAUUUUUAUGUUUUUUUAGGUUGCAAGAAUAAUGAAUUCUACCCAAGAAAUCAAUAUGCGAUAAUGAUAUAAAAACAAAGGGGGUUGUAACUUGAAAAAAAAAACGAAAGAAAAAUGAAUAAAUAAUUCAACUAUAAUUGAAGUUUGGCAAUCUGUUUUAUUUCUUUCUUGUUGCUUGAUGCACGUCCUCCAACAGAAUCCACAGGUGACUUUGAUUGAUCAGUAACAUCAACAUGAUUUCCCUCGAGUUGGUAUAAUGUUCACCUUUUUUUGGAAUUUUUAUAAGUGCAUCUUUUGGUGUCCCAACAUCUAGCAUCAUGCCAUCAGCAUCUGGUGUUAGUGUUGGUUUUGUUGGUAUAAUUUCUUGGGGUAUUGGUAUAGUUGAAUGAUGAAUCAUUACUUGGUGGUGGCUCUUCAUCAUGUCUAUAAUUAUCUACAUUUUCUUCAUGUGUUUUAAAUUUUUCACGACCUCCAUGUGCCUCUUGGUAUUUU